AAGGUGUGCACAAGUGGUGAAGUGGGGCUAUGUGGUCAGUGGCUCCUGCAUGCUCCACAAUUGAAAAAAUGAAAAUUGGGUGUGUGGGUAUGACUCUGAGAUGAAGCAACAGUCGUCACAGUGGAAGAGCCCAUCAUCUCUAUGCCCGAAAAAUGUGAGGCAGGUCUACAGUUCAACCCACAGGUGAUACCACCUAGUACAAUGGUAAUCACCACUGACCUCUGCGGCUCCACUAGUUGGGAUAUAGAAUUUCAGAUGGAAUGGAAUGUACUGUAGGCAGGGCUAUGUAGUAAGAAAACAUCUCAGGAUUGUUGGCAGUAAUAGUUUCACAGACAGCAACCUGCCUGGUUUAGCAAGUUUAGUUUUUCUCAGCAUCAAGACUGAUAGUUAUUUGGCCAAUAAAUGAAUGCAAGCUUGAGUGUAUAUUAAAAGAGCUUUAUGGUUGUUGGCUAUGUCUAUCAGCAUGAAACAAUACAUCCUAAACAAACAUUUCACCAACACUUUCUUUGUAUUUGCACAGGUUUUUGGGAGGUAGGUAAACAGCUCUACUCUGUUUUCUUAUAAAGGGUAAUGUCUCAUUACUUAUUUCCUUUCAGCCUUCCGUAUCAGUAGUUCAAAAAAAAAAAACAUCAACUCAGACUUCAACAGCAUAGUGUAUAUUAGCACAUCUACACAGUUUUAUGCUGUAAUCUUAUCAAGGGAAUAAACCUACAGAUGCGAUGUCACUGUGUACAGGAGUUUAACUUAAAUAGCAGAUUAAAAAAAAAAGUGUCAACUAUUAUGCAUACCUGUUCAAAACUAUGCAAAACUAUUUACAAUAAAUGCAUAAUAAUUGAGAAUUUGAUUUGUUGCAGUAUAUACAAUAUGGAAUUACAUUUAAUGUUUCAUUAUUUCAACAGAAAUCUCUUGUUCAUUUUGAUGUCAUUAUAUCGCUGAUAUUUUAACAUCUUUAAAGAGAUAAAGCAACAUAAAAACAAUGCAAUGAGGAUUUUGGAUUUCAGUGUGCACAUUAUAUUCAAUUCAAUUCAAUUGUAUUUAUAUAGCGCUUUUAACAAUGGUCAUUGUCUCAAAGCAGCUUCACAAAGAUGAAAGAAAUUCAUAAAAAAAAAAAAUAAUAAUAAUAAUAAUAAUAAUAAUAAUUUGUGUAUGUGUGAGAAAAAUGUGUCUAGAUAAUAACGAGAUAAAUGAAUGAAAUUUCUCUGAUGAGCAAGCCAAGGGUGACGUCGACAGUGGCAAGGAAAAACUCCCUGAGAUGGCAAUAGGAAGAAACCUUGAGAGGAACCAGACUCAACAGAGAGCCCAUCCUCAUUUGGGUUAUAACAGAUAGAGAUGAUAUAACACCAUGUGUGUUAUGCAGCUGAAAGUACAGUACAAUAUAACAGAAAUUCUUUAAAUUAACAUAAAGUCCAGUUCAACAUAGGGAUGAGUCAGUAGAUGCAGAGGGCAGAUGGGAUCUGGAUCACUGGGAGCACAGGACCAGGAUGUGUAGCUCCAACCAUAAUAAGGCAGAAUUCAGCUGGAGCUGGUCCUUCUCUGGAUUCCUCAGGAUCCUCACAAGGUUGGCCUUUGUCUACUGAAGCUGGUACAAUCUCCAGAUGCCUCAGGAUGGGUAGAAAAGUACAGAACAGAUGGAGAGAAUUAGCGUAGUUGCCAUUCAGGAUAGAUGUACUGGAGUAUGAGGUUAUGGGAUGAGUUACGCGUAUGCCAGAUUAAAGAGAUGCGUCUUGAGUCUACUUUUAAACUGGGAAACUGUGUCUGAGCCUCGAACACUGUCUGGAAGGCUAUUCCAAAGUAUUGGAGCUAAAUAUGAAAAGGCCCUACCCCGUUUUGUAGAUUUUGAAAUUCUGGGAAUUACAAGAAGUCCGGAGUUUUGUGAUCUUAAGGAGCGUGGCAGAUUAUAGCGUAUCAGAAGACUGGUUAGGUAUGUGGGAGCUAAACCAUUUAAAGCCUUGUAUGUAAGUAAUACUAUUUUGUAAUUAAUUCUAAACUGAACAGGGAGCCAGUGCAGGGAUGAUAAUAUAGGUGUUAUAUGAUCAUAUUUUCUGGAUCUAGUGAGAACCCUGGCGGCUGCAUUUUGGACUAACUGAAGCUUGUUUAUUGAGGAUGCAGGACAACCACCUAGUAAUGCAUUACAAUAGUCCAGUCUGGAGGUCAUGAAUGCAUGAACUAGCUUUUCUGCAUCAGAUACGGAUAAGAUGCUCCUAAGUUUGGCCAUAUUUUUAAGAUGGAAAAAGGCUGUUUUUGUGAUAUUGGAAAUAUGAUUUUCAAAGGACAAGUUACUGUCUAAUAUCACGCCCAGGUCUUUUACUGUCGAGCUGGUAGUAACAGUACAUCCUUCUAAACGCAGGCUGAAUUGUGAAAGCUGUUGUGUGCUGGUUUUUGGGCCGAUGAGUAAUAUCUCUGUCUUGUCUGAGUUUAGUAAGAGAAAGUUAUUGGUCAUCCAAUCUAUAUGUAUUUCAUGUGAAAAAGAAUGCUGUUCAUGUACUCUUCUUCACAUCCUUUAACUGGUGUGAUUGUUUUUUUUUAAAAAACUGUGUUUUUAACAGUAGUAUACACAGAUGUGCUGCAUUCUUAAAUGUAGUGAUUUUGAUGUAGUAAAUAACAGUUGAUUUAAUGUAAAUAACUCUUAAGAAAUGUCAACAGACACCAGUGUAACCAAUUAGUUGCUAGUUGCUGCAACUAGUUGCUUAAUGGCAUAAAAGAGCAUAAAAGUAAGUUCGUGAAAAAUACUGCUGAGUUUUAUGUGUGAUGCCCUAUUGUAAUAUAUUCUUUCUUUACAAAGAAAUAAAUAAUCACAAUAAGUAGAUAAAUACCCCACUUGUUUUCAGUUUGCAGUAGACACCAUGCAUUAAACAUUCACACUUUGUAAUUCACUUUCACAGCGUAUAUCCUGGAAUAGAGGCCAGCCAAGUACUCACUCAAUUGUAAGUCAGUAACUACAGUGUGCCAUGACAAUCUACUCUAAUUUUUAUUUAUCGAUUUCUCACACCUCUCAGAGAAUAAUGUAAAACUCUGUUUCACUGUAAAAAUUCCUGAAGCUGAAGCCUGUUCAUGUCAGUCAGCUUUUUAACUUCCAUUUACCAACCAAAAAAAUAAUACACUACCUAGAUUCUUACAAACCAAUUUUACUUGACAUAAUUACCUAAAAGGUAAUUUGGUACGACACAGUAAUAGCUCACACCUAUACUUUAUAUCCACAUUUGCUCACUCUAUUUAAAGGUUUUUGUAGGUAAACAGCUUGCACUUAAAACUUUUAUACAUUGAUAUUUAUUACAUUUAUUAGUCCACCCCACAGACAAGUUAUUAUGUCCUAUUACUCUCAGUGAUUAUGUUACUGUAGGUCAACAGCUAGAUUAUUGUUUUCAAUCAGAAAAAAAUAUCCUGUGCAGGGUCAAGGGGUACUAAGUCAUUGGGCACAACAAACACACCAUUAGGCAAACCCCACAGCACCAGCUGUGCUAACAAGGCCGACACUGUGUACAUAAUUUUACUUUUUAAAGUUAUUUUACGUAUCAAAAUAUCCUUCCUGGCCAAAAAAAGUAACAAACUAUAAUAUUUUGUUUUGCUUUGAUUUAGGCACACAUUUACUGUGGCAUCAUUUUGAUAACCUUAUGUAACAUUUAUUUUCCUCUAAGAUUUUGUAUUGAUGACAUCCCAAAGAUUGUCAGUGGGGUUAAGGUCUGUGGUUAAGGCCAACCCAUGUGUGAAAAUGAUGCGUUGUGCUCUCCGAACCAUUCUUUUACAAUUUUAGCUCCAUAAAUCCUGGCCUUUUCAUCUUGGAAUAUGGCCGUGCCAUCAGGGAAGAAAAAAUAAAGGAAAAUAAAGUUGCAGAACCCAGAUGUGACCAACUAGAGCAACCUCAGUUCAUAACUGCUAAUUUAACAGAUUUUGGAACAUUCCCAAUGCUGAGUGAGGAUUUAAUAAUUUUCAACAGGUGUUCUUUUAUUGCUGGUACUAUCUUUUUAAGAAAAUGUGUCGGUACAGGAUCUAAUAUACAGGUUGAUGAAUUUGCAGAAGAGAUAAGUAAAAUUAGUUCAUACUCCUCAAGGGGAGUAAAGUAUUCUAGGUUCUGAUCUGACAUGGCUAUUUUAUCUCCAACAAUUGCAUUGUCCUGUUUCAAAGCCUCAAUUUUAUGCCUAAUAUUUACAAUUUUAUUAUUAAAAAAGUUCAUAAAGUCCUCACUAUUGCAUGAUGUUGUUGUAGAGAUUUCUGCAGUUGUCUUAUUUCUAGUUAAUUUUGCUAUGGGAUUAAAUAAAAAUCUAGGAUUAUUUUUGUUAUUUUCUAUAUGAGUGGAGAGAUACGUUGAUCUACAGUAGCGACACUAAUACCCCUAUCUCACCUAUGCGGUUUGACUCACGGUGAGAAGCGGAGUUAGGCACCGUGAGUCGCCGCGAUUGCCCGCCGACGUUCCGCUGGCGUUCCGCGAAGUUGGUAAGGACCGCAAGCUUCCGCGAGGACCGUCACAAAAAUUAAACAUGUUUAAUUAAACAUCUUUAAUUUUUCUCGCGGAAAGAUAAAAAUGUACUCACAGCACCAAAACUCGUGGUGAAUCAUGAUGAAACGUACUUAUGGCCACUGCGCGAAACCGCGUAGAUGAGAUUGGGGUCUAAAAGCUUUUCCAUAAUUUAGGAUGCUCUCCUUCCAUGCUACGUUUACGUUCUAAUUUCCAGGCGGUCUGUUUUAAAGUGUGUGUGUGUUCGUUUUACCAGGGAGGGAGUUUCUUAUCUCUAAUAAUUAAUCUUUUAACUGGAGCUACAUUAUCUAAGGAUAUCUAUAUCGUUAUUUAAGAAACGAGCCUCUAAAUAUUCAGUCGCCUGAUCGAGUUCUGUGGGGUCAGAUGGUGAUCCAAUCAAAGUUGAUAACUCUGGGAGAUUACUGUUAAAGCUCUCUGUGAUAUUGACGUGAAUGUACGUUUAAUACGGUGGCGCGGUGCUGUGCGUACAUUAUCACUAUGACACACUUUAAUUGAGACAAGAUAGUGAUCUGAGAUAACUUCAAACAGUGAAAUUGUAAAUAAAUUUCUUAUACUUAAUUAAAAAAAAUAUUAUUAAAUCUAAAGUAUGACCUGCUUUAUGAGUGGGUCCUACUACACACUGAUUUACUCCUACCGAGUCCAGUAUGAACAUAAAUGCAGUUCUCCAGCAAUUAACUCUUGGUCUACAGAAACGACUAGGUUUGGGAGAAAAUCUGCAAUUUCACAAAGAAAUUCAGAGUACUGCCCUGGAGGUCUGUAAAUGACAAUUAGUGGGAUCGACUGAGCUGACUUAAUAUAUGUAUCUACACUUGUUAUGUUACUAUAGAGAACUUCAAAUAAAUUAAAUGUGUCCAUGCCUUUGUACAAUUGACAAUUUAUCAUUGUAAAUAACUGCGACGCCUCCUCCUCUACCAGUUAACCGAGGCUGGUGUAUGUAGCUGUAUCCAGGAGGACUAACUUCAUUUAAAGCUACAUAUUCGUCCUGUUUAAUCCAGGUUUCAGUUAAACAAAGUAUAUCAAAUUCCUGAUCCGUGAUAAUUUCAUUAACAAUAACUGCUUUAGAUGUGAGAGAUCUAAUAUUUAACAUUCCUAGCUUCAGAUCAGAGGUGCCGGCUGCGCAUUCAGUAUGAUCUGAGUUUGUGACUAAAACAGACUUUAUGAGUCUUUGUAAAUUUUUGCAGUCUCAAUACGAUGAACCCUGAGUGAUGCUUUUAUGCAGCUAGCAGACGUUUAAUUUAGCCUGUCUGUCUGCUCCCUAGCCUGGACUCUGGAUUGUCACCGAUUAACUAGGCCUCUUCUGAGAUUAUGAGCUAUACUGAUAUACUGAUAUACUGUAAAUUACCCAUACUAACCUCUGACUGACGAAGGUGUAUAUCAUAAGCUCCAACAUGUACCACUAUCUUAGAGAACCUAUUCUGUCCUAGAGCCCUAAGAUUAACUGCUAUGUCCGGUGCUCUGGCUCCCGGAAUACCUAACCACUGCCGCUGGCGCCCCUAGAGGCCUAGCUAAUUUCACAUGUCUCAGUAUAGAGUCUCCUAUACCCAGAGCUUAAAUAAACAAGGGGGAAAUAAGCUUAGGGUUAAAUAACUUAACCAUAUUUUAUAAUCACUGCAGUAAUUAUUUAAUGGAAGGCUCUUACCUAUUUGCUUAGUUAAAUCCAGGUGAUAAUGUUUUUUUUGACCAUGCAGUGCAUAUAAUAUAAUCAUUAAUUAAACUAAAAUAAUAAUAAUUUGUAAUAGUUUACUAAAUUAAAAUAAUAUAAGAAUUGACUAAUCUAAAAUAACAUAUUAACUACUAAACUAAAACUAAUUUUGAUGGUUAAUAGAACAUAACUUUGUGCCAGAUCGUAUUAAUAUAUUGAGUGCUGUUUACAAAAAAGUAAGUAGAGAGAGCAAAUUUGGAUUGACAUAAUUAAUAACUAUUUUUUCAAAUUAUUAUUAAGUGGAUUUUUUAAAUCUAUAUUUCCUGACUUUUUGAAGAUUUCCACAUUAUGCACUGACAUGUCUGCAGAUUCCACUGUUUCACCCCAUACAUAAACCUAUUGUUUUAGUUUUCCUUCUUUUCACUUCUACAGGGUUCAUCAAAAAAGGAAGAGCCAGGUUUGUUAAAUCAAAUGAGGUUUUAGGUAAAAUGCAAGCAGUGUUACAGUGUAUAGACAUUAUAUUAUUUUUUAUUAGUAAGGACAUUAGUGUUUUUUGUUAUUAUAAUUAUAGUAAUAGUAAUAUUGUUGUAGCACUGCUAUUAUACUUCUAAAAAGAGUACGAAUUAUAGUUCUUAUAAUAGUACUAAUAGUAGUAGCUUCUCGUAUGAGAGAAACAGUAGUACCCCGUGGAGUUCUAAACAGGUAGAGGCACGGUCAGCUAGACAUGCGGUUGCCAGGCCAUACGGAAGGGUCGUCCCAUGCGUAUCAUAAGCACUCUCACAACCUCCUAUUUAAUUGACGCGAAGCACUGCAUUAGGGCUCUUAUAAAUACUAUUUCAUCUCGUGGUGCGGCUCUCCAAUUCAAUUCUGACCAGACACAUCUGACACACUGCUGACUGUGUUACUAUUACAGGAUUGUCAGGAUAAAUCACAGGAACUCAGGAAUAUUAAACAGUAUCAGAAACAAUAACAUUCUGCACUGUAAUAUCAUACUUACAAAUACACCAUUGUGUUUCACAACCCUCCGUGAUAAAAUUACAAUAAGAGCUUUAUAGUUAUUAUAAUGAUAAUUUUUAUUUAUUUCAUUUAAUGACCAAAAACAUGUAUUCUUUUUUUUUCUUUAAAAUCUUUUAGGAAACAAACCAUUUAAAUGCUUUAUUCUACUAACUGGAAAAACACUGAAUUCUCAUAAUGACUUAAUGCAUCGUCUCAAAAAACAAGUACCAGAUCUGCAAGUGGUGCAAACAGAGACAGAGUGUGAUAUCAUUCUGGUGUUCUGCCCUGUCGUUAGAGGACCUGAACAUGAUAUUAAAGCAGCACUGGGGAAGCUUAAUAAUAUUUCAGGUACCAAGUCUGCGGUCCUGGUGGUGCUCCAUCACACGUUUGAUGCAGAGUUUGUUGUACCAGACAGUAGCAGAGCUGUGAGCAGAGGGAAUACACUCACGGUCGACUGUUUGUUCCAUGAAGAUCGGGGAUUACUGCAAUGUCAAACAAAUUACGAAUCAUUAACCAGAAUUGUAACGUACAUCAAGCCUCAGAUUCAAAGUAAAAACUACAUUAGGGAGAGAAUGGAAACUAGUCAAUCUUGUGUGCCAACUGGUUCCCAGUCAUUGGAGCAGGAGCCUGUGAAAAGGAAACGCCCACUGCAGACUGAAAAGCCAACACUGAAAUAUUUUAUUUUACUAACUGGACGCACAUUAAAUACUCAUGAGACCUUGAUGGGUCAGCUUGAAUAUGAAAUCCCACAACUGCAGCAGGUGUCUACAGUGGAUGAGUGUGAUUUCAUUCUGGCUUUCUGUCCUAUUGUGUCACGAGCUGGAACUGACAUUGAAGCAGGACUGAAGAAGCUUCAUCAGGAAUCAGCUGACAAACCUGCAGUUCUGGUGGUGCUCCAUCGCACAUUUGAUCCAGACUGUGUUGUACCAAACAGCAGCAGAGUUGUACACAGAGAGAAUACAAUCACAGUCGACUGUCUGUUCUAUGAAGAUCAGGGAUUACUGCACUGUCGAAAAAAUCAGGAGUCAUUUAACAGAAUUAUAAAUUACAUAAAACCUCAGAUUCAAUCUGUACAGUCCAAAGAGGAAAACGUGGAAACUCAGGAAACCCCUGUACAGGCUGUUGCAGCAAAGAAAUCAUGCAGGUAUUUUGUGAUAAUGAGGGGAACACCAGAUUCUUUCAUGGACAAACUUAAAAAAAUGUCAGAUCUGAUAGAGGUGACAUCAGAGGAUGGUUGUGACUUCAUUCUGACUUUCUGCCGUGGUGUGUCACAAGAUGUAACUGACUUUCAAAGAAAACUGAAAAAGCCUGAAAGUAGUUCAGGUAUUCAACACAGUUUUAUCGCAUAUAUCAUUAUUUCUUUCAUAUUCUAAGUAAUGGAUUGUAUGUAAUUAGUUAAUGUCUCAAUCGGUAUCUACAAACAUCAAACCUGACAAUUUUGUUACAGCGCAUGACCAUGAAUUAAAGCAGAGUGGUAAGAAUGAUAACAUUCCGGUCAGUGCAAACCAUAUACAAUCUAAGGUACUUCUUUGUUUAUUUGCUUGCUUGUUUAAGUAAAGUUGUUGAUCACUAGCGUAAUAAAGCAUGUUAUAAUAACACUCUGGGUUUACUCUUCAAUUUACAGUACAAUUUUAUGAAACCUAACAUUUUGGAAACUUAGCUCUUCCUCUAGUAUAUAAACUCCAGUGUGACAAGUGUAUGUAAUGCACAUGGCCAAAAAGAUGAUGUCGGAUCUUUCAGUCAUGCAAGAGAUCUGUACAUGAGAGAUCACUUUUAUGUCUUAUUUCUGUUAAAAAGUGUGUUUCCCUCUUUCAGCGUAAUGUACCUAUGGACACACAAGAAGAAGGUGGGGUUAAGUGUGUGUGUUUGUGUGUGUGUGUGUGUGUGUGGGUGUACAUAUAAGCAUGCACCUGACCAACUUUGUCUGUCUGUGUGAGUUGCCUAUGGCUAAGAUUAUUUGCAUGUGUGUUUGUGUCUGGCUGUAUUGAAUGUCUCUCUCUCUUUCUGAUCAUCUAUUUGUCUGUUUAUUUUGUCUGUGCGUCUGUCUGUCGCUGUAUGUCUGUAUGUGUGUGUUUUUGAGAAAGAGAGAGAAAGAGUGUGUGCGCUUGAUAGAAACUACUUCUGUAAUUAGUUCUGCUAAAUGCUGUAAACAUAAAUGUCUGUCUGUCAGACUAACUGCUUGUCGUUCUAUGUUUCUGUCCAUCCCUAUUACUUUACCUGCUAUGGUUUACAGAAGCAUCAUUUCUGUCUAUGGAUUUUGCUGUUCUAA
This is a messenger RNA of Clarias gariepinus (North African catfish), 9381 nucleotides long. RefSeq lists its product as uncharacterized. The record is from RefSeq and is a predicted model, not a curated record. NCBI's taxonomy places the organism in Eukaryota, Metazoa, Chordata, Actinopteri, Siluriformes, Clariidae. Bases 7316 to 8485 code for a protein of 389 amino acids. The transcript is spliced from 10 exons.